UCCUUCUCUCCUUUUGCGUUUUGCAUCUUGCGAUGUCGAGACAGUUUGUUUGUUUAUCGCAAACUACUUAGUAGUACUUAGCUGGCUCGAUCUGCUGCUCGUACUUGGUACAAUUACUGUGUACUUAGAUUUUUUUUGCCAUGUUUUUCAUCACAAAAUGCGAUUGCCGAAUGGGCAAGUUUCAAAAACUUCCAUUUUGCAUUAUGGACGUCCCCUGAUUGAGAUUUUUCUUUGUGAAGUAAAAGGAAAAGCAGCUCCAUCACCUUCAAGCAGAGUGCUCAAAAAGGGGAGGAAUCCAUCAAAGUCCGAACAGGACACCGCGAGGACACGACAAACCUCGAGCUCAUUUGCUGGCCGACAGCAAAUCAUUACAGCGUCACUUUUCUUGGAGCCGGGGGCGGGCCAUUUUCGACGGACUGUUCUCACACCGUGUGGGUCGGGCCGGCAGAUGUGCUGCGAGCCGGGCCUAACGCUAACACGCGGGUUCAGCAGCUCGACGAGUUCGAGUUCUUCGUCAUCUGCACCAUCCCCUGCGCGGACGCCGAACGGUGGUACAGAUGGAGGAACCUCCAGCACCGUAGGUUCUCUCGCAGAUCCGAGCGAGCUGAAGCGCAAACUGCUUGCGAAGGCUAAAAAGUACACGAUUUCAACAAGUAGUGUGGAUUCAUUAUCCACCAGUGCAGCAUCAGUAGCGCGUGAAGAAGAUGCAGAAAUAGACAAGAAGGCGGGCAAAAAGAAACAGAAAAAUAAGAAGGCGAAGAAGAGCAAGGCCAAGCAAGAAAGUUCGCAGGCGUCGGCAACAUCUUUGAAGGUAGAAAAUCACAAGGCAGCAUUUGAAGUCAGAAGCUCAUCAUGUCUUCAUUCAGAGACGACGGCGAGAGCAUCGCUUCCGGCGGCCGGCGACAGCGACGCGACUACGAGUACGUCGAAAGAGACAGUAAAUAAGCACGAAAAAAAGAAAUCGAGCUUGAGCCAAGGAGAGGACAAGAAUGCAGCAAUGAAGCGGACUGACAACCAGCGCGAGCCUGACAACGCCCCGAUUAGAAGUACCGGAGGGAAAAAGAAAGCUAAAAAGAGAAAAAGCUCGUCUGCAACUUCCGGGUCGACUGAGAAGAUAGGGGUCGCGGAUUCGGGGACGAGGACGACAGUGCCUUCUGUUGCAGGGAUAAUCACGACGAAAAUGCCCACGACCACAAGUGGGCACGUACAGGCCACUGCCAAUGUGUGCCGCGCUCCGUUAGUGCACAAUACCGCACUUGUUGGGGCGGGAACUUCUGCAGCGUCAACAACAGCAGCAGCACCGAUCUGCAAAAGUGUGAAUACAGCUUCAAAUAAACCCGUCCUCGCGCACGCGGCCAUGCAGCAGCCAAAAGGCAUCGGCCACCGAGUGUCCUCCACUAAGUCCUCCACUAAGAGCACCCGUGCCAAGCAGAGGAAACAGGUGAGAGCGAACGUGGGCACCCUUUCCCUGGUGGACUGGACCUGGAACGGCAGCGUAUACCACAAGAAAGACGACGCGAGCGUGCAAGUCCUUCAGAAGCCCAUGUUUGGCUGGGUAGCGAUUGUCGACCCCGCCAGCAAUCGGGAGUACUACUGGUGCCCGCGAGACGGCAAGGUGCAGUGGGACGUUCCGACCUUUUUGUCCUGAUAAUGGAAUUCGAGAAAAUAAAGAAUCACAGCUACAGAAGCAAAACUGAAUAAAGAACAACCUUAAAGCGGCCAUAUGAACAUUUUGCUGAUGGACCAACUGAGCUGAGCCUUGUCUUGUUGAUGUUGUGCGUAUGCACUGUAUCUCGCAUCGUAGUUUAGGACGAU
Molecule: messenger RNA, 1815 nt
Organism: Amoebophrya sp. A120
Lineage: Eukaryota; Dinophyceae; Syndiniales; Amoebophryaceae
Source: the annotation of a GenBank genome assembly